Molecule: messenger RNA, 9879 nt
Organism: Trichobilharzia szidati
Lineage: Eukaryota; Metazoa; Platyhelminthes; Trematoda; Strigeidida; Schistosomatidae
Source: the annotation of a GenBank genome assembly
AAUAAACUGUUUAGUAAUUUUCAGUGUUUUUCUUAAUUUAACAAUUGUUCUGUUGUAUUUUCUCUCCCUUCGACGCUGCUUGCAUAAACAGAUGCAACAAAUGAAGCGGAUCCGCCAGUGUUGUCUACAUGGAAUGUGGAAAACUUUCUCACUGUUCUACUUGAAUUAAAUCCCAAUUUGCAAAUAACCGCGAUUUUAAAUCAUCUCGAUUGUCCAGAGUUUAUGAUCUCAAGCCGUCAGUCUUUCAGUUUAUUUAAACAAAUUAUUUCUUAUGCUGCUAAUCAUCUAUCCUAUCUAUUACCUGCGGAUUUCUUUUAUCAUUUAUGGGCAAAUAUUUAUGGACAAUUUAGUUUAUUACAUUAUUGUUGUAUAUAUCCUGAUAUACUAUGUUUAACGGCUACUUGUUGGCCAUGUCGAUAUGUUGAUCUCACCCUAUAUCAUAUCUCAAUAAAUGAAGAUCAAAGUCUUUCGCUGCAGAUAUGGAAAAAUAUCGAUUAUGUUCAAACACUUCUAAGUCUGUCUGAAAGAGGUGUAUACUCAGAAGUCUACCAGCUUCUCAAACAAGCAUUCAUAUUAUGCCCGGAUAUACUGACAGCCACCUUACUUGAAACGAGUUUUUCUACCCUACGUAAUGUUAUGCUUGGUCAUGCAUUCGUGUAUUUCUUGACAAAUCGCAUGAAUUCACAAAUUAUCCUUCAAACAGCAUGGAAUGGUGGAAAGUCUAUUCGUCUAACAAGUACUGAAUUACAAUAUCAACGUCAUUUAUUGAUUGCUUCAUGCGUUGAAUACACAGCUCAGCUAUUGUCUGCUGUUGGUGCAUCUAGUGAACCGAGUACAUUAUCACCUCUGCCAAACUCUGAUAGUAGUUCCAGUGGCCAGUCUCAUAAAAGCACACUGGUGAAUUUUACACGCUUUGUAGAACUACUCGCAAGCAUCUCAGAUGAUCAUAAUACCAGUAAUAAUAGUAAUAAUAAUAGUAAUAGUAAUAAUAAUAAUAAUGUUCUUCGUGGAAGUACUAUCCUCCCAAUGUUGCUCGGUACAACAGAGAAUUCAUCUAAUACUAUUUCAAAUUUGUUACAUCAAAGAGUUACACCGUCAGGGAGCAGUAAUAACACCACUUCUGUACAACAGCAACAACAACAACACCAACAACCUGGUUUACCUAUUCAUUUAAUGUUACCGCCUAGUCAUGCAAUCGAUUUAACACUGGUUUUAGUUGUUUGUAUGGCAAAUGCUGUGGCUGCUGCAUCCUCGUCUACACGUACUGCUGGAACUGAAGGGAAUGUUUCGUUGGCAUAUAUUCAAGGUGCUAUCAAAUCAUUUCUUUCACAAUGGUUUACUGAACACUUUCGGGAUAAGAUAACAGCGGAUCCAUUUGCUCAUGGUGUUGUCGAUUAUCUACGUGCACAGUAUUCACUUCAUGUUUCUGGCAGUUCUUCUACUUUUAUACCACGUAGUAGAUUAGCUUUACCAGUUGAACUUCGUAAACCAUCACUUAGUUUACUAACGCAUAUUAUUCAAUCAGCUCAAGCAGCACUCAGGUCUAGUCCAUGUUUUGUUUCCCGUCCAAUUCUUGCUGAAGUACAUCAAUCCUUAACUACUCUACUCCAGUUAAUUAUCAAUUCAGCUCUUAAUCGUUCUAACAAUCAAUCUGUCUCAUCAUCAAGUAGCAGCAAUAGCGCCAGUAAUAGCGUAUCGGCUAUGAAAACAGGUGGAGCUGGCUCAACUCAAUCUCAUUUACAAACGAAUAGACUUCCAGCACCCCGACGCAAGGCAGCAGCACAGACCCCUGUUGGUAGUGGUGGCGGUGGUGGUAGCCUAAUCGGUCCAUCUGUGAUGACCACAGACAACAUUCCAACGUUGAAUAGUAAUAAUUUCUUAAACAAUUUCUCCUUGCCAAUGGAACAUCCACCUAUGGAACUUUCAUUUGUGAAUGAACCUAUUAAAAUUCAGUUGAGUAAAGAAGCGGAAGCCGAGGCGAAUACAUUCUUUCAAAAACUAUUGGAAGGCAUUAGUCCACCAGAUGAAAUGUUCAAAACACUGUACGAUUUUGCUACUCAAGGCACACCUGCUCAACGAAAACUUUUAGAUGGAAUUCUACGUAUGCUAGCGGAUGAAGUCUCUCGGCAUUUACAAGAUUAUCCUGAAGUUAUGCUACCGUUGAUCGCUGAUUUGUACGGUAGUGUUCUUGCAGCUAGUACUCAUCUCUUCUCAAUGCGUGCACUUUCGAUGCUAUGGCGUUCUGUAUUAGCUCGACUGUUUAUUCUGCCACCUGAAACACAUAUGGAUGCACCAUUGUUUCGAGCAAUGGUACAUAUUCUUAUGAAAGCCAAAAAUACAUUUGUGCAUUUUUCAAAUCUUCCAAAUUGUUUGGCCAGUUGUCCAGUCUUUAAACUGUUUCCACAUGACCUUCAAAGUUACAUUCUAAAUUCUGAAAUCGCCAUAAAGAAUUAUACAAUUUCACAACAGAAUGCUUCUUUAACUAAGAAUUUAACAACUACUGGCAGUAAUCCAUCGAAUCAACUUAUCGGUAGUGGUAGUAGUGGUGUUGCCGGUGCCGGUGGCGGUGGCGCUGCUGGUGGUGGUGGACAUUAUCAACAACACGCUGAAUCAUUGACACCAUCGACUAGUUUAAAUUUAACCAUGUCAACUUCUAGUGCUACAAAUGAUGUCUGUUUAAAAGCGCCUGAUGCACCAGAAGAAAGUAUUUCUGAUCGUAUCUACUUUUUAUUCAAUAAUGUAUCCAAGGUGAAUGCUAAAGAGAAAUCAAAUGAAUUAGCAAGUUUGCUAUCUGAGGAUCGAUUAAUCCCAUGGUUUGCAUUUUAUCUUGUGAGUAAACGAAUCCCUGUGGAACAAACAUUCCAUGAUUUAUUUGCCAUAGUUCUUGAUCAUAUUCAAGAACGUGUACCAAAUGUUAGACCAAAGGUGAUGUUUGAACUUAUCCGACAUAUCAAGUUUCUGUUACGCAAUAUGCGUCUGGACAAAGAUGAUAUGCAAGCACGUAGUACUUUGAAAAAUUUUGGCAGUUUUCUUGGUCUUAUCACUCUGGCGCGUAAUAAACCAGUUCUACAUGAUGAUUUAAACAUUAAAGAUCUUAUCUAUGAAGCUUAUUAUAAAGGUCCUAUACCUACACAAUAUGUAGUACCAUUUGUUGCUCGUGUUGUUCGUGGAGCUACUGAAAGUUUAGUCUUUCGUCCGCCUAAUCCAUGGACUAUGGCAAUUCUCAAGGUGUUACGUGAACUAUACGAUAUGGAUAAUGUGAAAGAUUGUCUACGAUUUGAAAUCGAAAUCCUCUAUCGAGCCUUUGACUUAAAUCUGAACGAGAUACCAUCAGCACAUUUCCUACGGGAUCCAACACAUUCCUCAAAUCUAGACAUAGAACUUUGCUUUAUUGCUACGACAACAACAACAGCAGGGACAAGUGUAACUACUACAGGUCAAAUUGUUAUCACAACGACGACUACCUCUGCAAUAACUAGUCUUGAUACAUCAUCAAUGUAUUCUGGUAUUAGUUCUUCGACAUCCGCCGCCGCAGCAGCGGCAGCAUCAGGAGAGUUGUCUGUAGCACCAACAACAACAUUCUCAACUGGACCAUCUGUCUCAAGUUUAUCGUCAUCAUCACAACAGCAGCAGCAGCAACAAAAACAACAAGUCUCCAGUCUGUAUUCCUUAGUUCAAAAACAACAAGUUUCUACAAUGGACUCUUUAUCUUCUGCACAACAACAGCAGCAACAACAACAACAGUCUGCUUAUUCGGCUGCUGGUUUAGAUAUUGCCAAUUUAGUUCAAAACGCUGCCGGUUCCGGUGCAAAUCCUAAUCGUCAAACAGCAGCGGCAUUCGCUGCCGCUGUAGCAGCUAUCAAGAAACAACAAUUCGGUGGUCCACCUGGUACCUGUCCAUCAACCUCAGUAUUGUCUAUGCAACAGCAUCAACAACAAUUGAAUGCUGCUAUGGCUGCAUUUCAGCAUACACCAGUAGCUGCUGCAGCAGCUGCGGCGGCGGCCGCGGCUGCACAGCAACAACAACAGCAGCAGCAAGCCCAACUAUCUCAUCAGCAAUCUACAACACCACAAGGUGUUUUACCUACUCACAAUAACUCUCUGCCUCAAUCUGUUGUUAACGGUCAGUCGGCAGCUACUACUGGCUCAUCAUUGGGUGGUGAUUUGAGCGGUGGCGGCGGUGGUGGUGGUGUUGGUGGCAGUACCAUGUUCACUGGACAUUUAUUACGUUAUGAAGAUGUGAAUAUCCGUAGUAUUCGGGCUUGUUUGAAUUUGGAUGAACUACUGACUAACGCAGCACUCGGUAGUCGAAAUACUGGGACCAAUCCGAAUGCAAUUACUGCUUCAUUUGCAUUAUUACAAGCGAAUCCUCGAUUGCGAAGCCUGAUUGAACCUGCUGUUAUACGAGCAAUUAAUGAAUUGACUACACCGGUAUUCGAACGAUGUGCACGUAUCACUGUGACUACAGUUGUAGCCAUUGUCCGUAAAGAUUUUGCUCUAGAUCCAGAUCCUGGACGUAUGUUAUACGCUGCUUGUCAAAUGAUUCGACAUCUUGCUGCUGGAAUGUCAUUGAUUACUGCAAGAGAAGCUUUGGGAAUGUCUUUAGUGACUAGCUUAAAAAAUAUUAUACUUGCUGAAGUUCAAUCGGCUACUGGUCAAGAGAAAGAAGCUGUUCAACAAUUGGCCUAUCUAGUCGUCGGUAGAAGUAUGCAUGUUUGCCUAGCAUAUAUGCAAAAGUCAGUUGCAGAGAAAGCUGUUAAAGAAGUUGAGAAAAAGCUAGAAGGUGAAAUUAAACUUCGUACUGAACUUGGUCCUAUACGUUUUAUGGAGCAGGCGGUCAGUCAAUUGUCACCUCAACAAUCCUCUAUGCCUGAUGGUCUACGCCUCUCUACUGGUGGUCCAAAUGCAGCUGAAAUGGCAGUUUAUGAAGAGUUCGGUCGCAUCAUUCCUGGAUUUGCUCCAAGUCCACCUGGAACUAAUACUAUAAUCAAUACAUCCACUUCAUCAUCACUUUUACCUCCUGCAACUUUAAAUUCACUGACACCGAAUCAACCACCGAUUUCUCCAUCUGCAGUGAAUUCAGCCGCCACUAUGGCUGCAUAUCUCCAGUUGUCUGCAACACAGAAACAACAGCUUUCUUCUGCUGGCCUACUUCAACGACAACCGGUUGCUCCUGCUGCUGCUGGUGUUGUAGGCAGUGGAUCUGGAGCUUUUGUUAAACCACCUUAUUCAUCAACUGGUGGAUCUCAACAACAAUCAGCGCCUUAUCAGGCCCCAUUGGCAGGUUUAUUUGACAAGAUUAUUGGACAAAUUGAGCGUCAUUUAGUCGCUAUAUCUGGAAGAUUACGUCCUGCAAACGAUCCAAUGUGUCAAUCACUACGUUGUCUAAUCGAUGCUAUCCACUUGGCCAAGUCUAGUCGUGAUACAAAUGUCGCCAGCAAUGUGAUUACUGUGAUGGUACAAAGUUUUCUGGAACACUAUCGACCAAGUUAUUGGCGUGAGCAGACUCGUGGUUUAGAGACAAUGGAACAUCUUAAAGAGGCUCAUAUGCUUACUCUACGGCAUUUGUUGUCUUUUGAACAAUCUCCAUUCGGUUAUGCAUGGGUUACGCGUCAAGUAACACUUACAUGGAUUCAUCUAGACGGUGGAAGCAGUAGCCAAAGUUCAAUGCCUUUAUCAUCAUCAUCAUCGUCAAAUACUGGUGGCGGUGUGUCAACCUCUGAUACCCUACAAAAUCAGGAGAGCGAUUUAAAAUCGACGAGUGAAAAAACUCAACUCGAUAUGACAGAUGCUGCUAAUGCAGCCAAUUGGGCAAGCUCUGGUUGGAAACAGUUCACCGAGAACAAUGGUAUCAAUUCUGGUAACUAUGAGAAUCGUUUUGGUUCAAUUAAAUGGAAUUGGGAAGCAUUUGCUGAACUCUUAAGAGUUCAUGUUAUCUAUUUCUCUCAAAUUGAUGCCUAUCUCUCUCAAGAAGUCUCAAAAGGUCAUCCAGCAGCAAUUACCUUUGUCAUUGAUCUAUUGGAUCAUUUUGUUCUGCCUAGUCCAACUGGUACAUCAUUGGGUGCUGCUGCUGCUGCAGCUGCUAGUUAUGCUCGUGCCAGCGCCUCAUCGUCGUCGUCGUCGUCGUCAACUUCUCAAUCGAAUCCUGUUAGCACUGCUACAUCAUCAUCCUCUGGUGGUGGUGGUAAUGUGAGCGUCUCCACAAAUUCCACCACUAGUGGUGGCGGUGGUGGUAGCGGCGGCGGCGGUGGUAGUGGCAGUGGUGUCGUCGGGGGGCCAAUAUCUCCGUCAACAAAGCGUGAAUUCACUGUCCUCAAUGAAUAUGAUUUAUGGUCAACACUAGAAGCAUUACGUCAUCGUGUUGCCUACCUGAAUAACAGUAAUAAUAGUCUAUCAUCAACAUCAUCGUUAACAGAUCCUCUUGGUUUAAGACUACGAUUAGCCUGUGCACGUUUACGUGGUCUGUUGGAUUUAGGACUUAUGGAACAAUCACCAUUAUUCAAUGUUGGUAGUGGUGGUGGUGGGCCAUCGGCGUCGACUAUCAGUGCAUUGUAUGCUGGAUGCAGUCAAGCGCAUGAAUUCGAUGAUCCACCUAAUCUUCAAGAGAAAGUUGAACUGAUCAUGAGAAAUUGGAUUGAAAUCUACCAGAGUCCUAAACAACGUGAUCCGGCUACUAUUGAAGCUUUAAUAAGCCAACUGACACAAAUCGGUGUACUACCCAAUAUUCAUAAUUCUACCCGAUUUUUACGAUUAGCCACGAUAUUUGUGAUUGAAAGAGCCUUGAAACAGUUGAAACUGCAAGAACAACAACAGCAACAACACCACCAACAUCAACAACAACAACAACAAGCUCAAAUUCCUAAUGGUGCUACUGGUAACGGAAGUACUACUAACGGAGCAGCAAAUCCAGCAAUCAAUCGUGUCGCCGCCUAUGUCGAGUUAGAUGCUUAUGCUCGUCUAGUCACUAUCAUCAUUAAUCAGUUAGGCGAAACACCUCAAGGGGAAUAUUCUAAUGCUAAGGUUGCAUUGUUGAACAAAGUGUUGGGGCUUAUUGCUGGCACAUUACUUCAAGAGCAUGAAGUUCGUCGUGAUUUAUUUCAUCCAAUGCCUUUUGAACGCCUAUUGGUUAUGCUGUUUGUGGAAUUACAAUCGCCAAAUGCAUUCCCAGCAAUACUUCCAUUCCCAAUCGGUAUUUCACCAAGAUCAGACGGUAAUCUGGAUGAAGGAUGCGUAGACACUGGUCCUAGUACUACUACUACUACUUCAGAUAGUGGCAAUAUUCAUCAAAACAUUGGAACAGAUAAAAGCAAACAAGGCGGCGAUAUGAGUGGCAGCGAAUCUCGGACUGCAGCCUCAUCGUUGAAAUCAUUGGGUCCACUAACGCUUCAACAACAAUUACCUCUUAUCUUUUGUCAUUUGUUACACUGUUUACGACCAGAGAAAGCGACUGCAUUUGUAUUUUCAUGGCUUGAAAUGUUAGCGCAUCGUUGGUUUGUUGGACGUAUUCUAUCCGCUCCAGGCCCACCGAAACUUCGUGCUGCCUAUCAGGCAAUGUAUGCUCAGUUAUUAGCUGAUUUGCUGAAGUUUUUGGGUUAUUUCCUACAGAAUGCUUUAAUGCCAAAACCGAUUCAGUGUUUAUACAAAGCAACCUUACGGUUAUUGUUGGUACUGAUACAUGAUUUUCCUGACUUUGUCUCGGAUUAUUAUGCAUUGUUCUGUGAUGUUGUCCCGUCAAACUCUAUCCAAAUGCGUAAUAUUAUCCUGUCUGCUCUUCCUAAACGUGGUAUUCCGUCGGCUGAUCCUUUACAGGCUCCUCCAGUUGAUCACUUGGCAUCACUUGAAGAUCCUACUGGAUAUUGUAUGGAGGCUGGAUCUCGCCUUCCAGAGCCAAUGCGAUGUGAAUUGGAUGCUUAUCUUACUACACGAGCUCCUGUAAAACUGUUGAGUGAAUUGGUCACUAUGCUAAGACGUGCUGAUGAUAUAAUGCCACCAAUACCACCGCCUCAAUUCGCCUAUCAUCCACAACAACAGGCUAGACAUCAACAAGCCCUUGCCGCGUAUGCUGUAGCACUAGCCGCCAAUGAUGUUGGCUCAACAACAAGCUCUAUGAUGAAUAAAGGCGAAGAAGUGAAGUCCACCGAGGAUCAUUUCACAUCGAAUCAAUCAGUCAAUAAGACACCUGGAAAGACUGGUACAUCAGAAUCAUGGGAAGCGAAUCCGUCUGACAGUAGUAGUACUGAUACAGCUAGUGGUGGAGGAACAGCAUCGACAAGAUCUGCUACUGCCUUACCCGAUACUGUGAAUGGAAGUUCUAGUGCCGCUUUAGCUGCUUUACUGUGGGGUGUACGCGCUACGCAACAGUUGGCAACAUUUGGUCUGGCUGACAGUAUGCAUUAUAAUAUUGAAUUAAUGACAAAUUUAACAUUAUACGUUUGUAUCACAGCGAUACGUAGUCUACGUGAGAAAGGCAUGCCUUUGAAUAUGAGCACUAUUGCGCAUACUCCACAAAUGGAUAUUAUACAAAGUCUAGUUUUAAAUCUUGAUAAUGAAGGUCGUUAUCUCCUACUGAAUUGUAUGGCAAAUCAACUUCGUUAUCCAAAUUCGCACACAUAUUACUUCAGUUAUACAAUAUUGUAUCUAUUCUCUGAACAAUCUAAAGAACAAGUAAAAGAACAAAUAAGUCGUGUUCUAAUGGAAAGAUUAAUUGUUAAUCGUCCACAUCCAUGGGGAUUGUUAAUGACUAGUGCAGAAUUGUUACGUAAUCCAGCUUAUCGAUUUUGGGAACAUGAAUUCGCUAGAUGUAAUCCAGAGAUUGAAGCAAUUGUGACAAUCGUUGCUCGUAGUUGUAUACCAAAUUUUCAAAUCCCUAAUGUUGUUGUAAAUUCUUCUUCUGAUGUCUGUACAACUUCCGGUGUUGUUUCAUCUGGAUUACGUUAUGCUCUGACGUCAUCAUCAGCUGCUGCUACUGCAACUGUUCAAGGUUCAAUGUGAUGAUGAUCAAUACUGCCAAUAUAUACACGUACAUACAGAUAUGUUGUGGUGAUGUGUAAAUUCCACACACAUACCCCUCCUUCUCGCCCCCCUUGGUCCCCCCUCUUGUGUACAAUGUGUAAUUUAUUUGUAUUUGUGUGACAAACACUGUGUUAUUGUCAUGAUUAUUGUUGUGUUGUUAUGUGUAGUGUAUAGAAGGUAAGAAAGAAAGGAAAUAAGCUUUUGAUCAGUUAAAGACAUCAUCAACUUCUCAAUCAUAUAUUGUCCUGUGUAUGUGUGUAUAUACUAUGUAUGUAUGUAUGUGUGUAUAUGUAUUUGUAUAUCAGAAGAAAGGAGUCGACGGUCGUCGCGGUCGUCGUCAGUUGGUGGUUUGUUGGUCGGUUUCGGUUGUCAACUCAUUUUGUUUCAUUUUUGCUUUCUUCUCCCUCUCCUUCAAACCCCACCCCCUGACACACACAACCAAUAUGUCUUUUGUUUUGUAUCCUCUUCUCUACACAUCACCCGACACAUUGAUUGAUUAUUGUUGACAAGUGUGUGUGUGUGUAUAUCUUCUUUCCCGCUUUCUUUCCUUCCUUCCUUCACAUAUAGAGUGUCCUCAUCUCAAGUAUGCUGUUGUUGUCGGUGGUGUUGUUGGUUUGGUGUGGUCGUUGUAUUCAUUGUAUUGGUGAGUAGUAGUAAGUGCUGUGUGAUAUUGAAUGUGAUGUGAUAGUGAACAUCAUAUUAUAGUAUUAUAUACAGACAGACGCUGCAUACAGUUUUAUGGAUUGAUUCCCUGUGUAAAGUUGUAACUCUUCUCCCCGUUUAUCCUCCUCCACGCCCUACUUUUUCCCCCGAUGCUGUAAUCAUAUAUAUAUAGUGAAAAUAAAAACAGUUGUUUUUUUUAGAGAA